This is a messenger RNA of Trichophyton rubrum CBS 118892, 1872 nucleotides long. RefSeq lists its product as uncharacterized. The transcript has 2 exons. The record is from RefSeq and is a predicted model, not a curated record. Bases 262 to 588 code for a protein of 108 amino acids. NCBI's taxonomy places the organism in Eukaryota, Fungi, Ascomycota, Eurotiomycetes, Onygenales, Arthrodermataceae.
UGAAUGGCACUGGGCUCUGACGGCCAAGCCGGUCAUGACAGACAUGCCCCAUUGUGGCAGGCCUAGAAAACCUCGCCCACUGAUCUGUGGCUCAUACACAACCAACGUUAUCUUCCAUAGCUUGGUUUUCUGCUGGCUGACGGAAUUAAUAACAGGAGCACGCUACUAUGUAGCCAAGUGAUGUAGCUCUUAUUAAAAUGGUUGCCACUAUUUAUAUAUUGUACGUCGGUGCCUCUCCGUCAAAUCAAGCACCUCCUUCACAUGAUGAGACAAUUACGGCACAAAGACAAGCAUAUGUCCAAGCUAGCCUCGCUAGUGAAGACGAGAAUGUCAACCUUCCUGACUUUCCUGACUAUCCGUUUUCGAAGCAACACAAGUCGAAAGUGCAUAGUGAUGGCGGCUAACGUGUGUUACAGACAUGUAGUUGCAUCAGUACCCGACAGUUUCAGGCUGAUAAAUCGCAUAAUGGUAUGUUUUACCCGCCUAAAUUUCACUUCGUCUCGUUCUCAACCCUACUUCUUCCAUGAUGAUUUACUCUUUUAUCACGACGGUCAACAUAGUCUAUACAUUGAUGACCACAGCCUGUGACAGGGCAUUGAUCUGAUACUACACAUUAUUCUUAUCCUUCGUUACGCAUUGAAUUUAUAUCCAAGGAAUUUGGGCUAAUUUUAAUGCAGCAUAGGGUUCUUAUAUCGUCCCUCAUGUCCUACAUUCAGUAGUUGUAUGGUGCAACACCAUCCUGACUGGGGCCAGCACUCGGUCUUGGGCUUACACAUUCACUCUCGAUCUCAAGAUGAUCGUUGGAAUAUGAAUAAUAGCCCGACAUACGAAUCGCUAGUUUAUUGUAAGCCUGCGCCGAUUAGGUAGGUAUAUAUUAGAUAUACUGCACCGGAGCGUGCUAGUAAUAGUAAUAUACGAAUGUGAACCAACUAUUCUUCCAAUUCCAGAUUAUCUUUCUCCAUGAUUGUAUCUCGCCGUAGAUGUGUUUUCUUUUGACGCCCGAUGUCUGCAUGCACAUGGAUUGUCACAUGACCCCCGAAAUGGGAAGACAAAACAUCUUAUCUUCAACUUCAACUUCAAACUUCCAACACUUCAGCAGCCUCCAGGUUUGAUAUUCCUUUCUAUCUCUGAACAUAUCAUGACAAGCUGACCUCAAACAGAGCAAGCAGUAAGAUGACUGAUGAGUUUCAUUGGACUACUUCACCACGUUCCACGGUGUCCUACUCUGGCCUUCACAGAUAGACAUAACAGGUCUAUGUAUCAGUGAUACGCCAAACUCUUAGCUGCCAUCUUAUUUGAGUUAAGUCUCUUGGGUGUCCAGGUUCAUCCCAGCCAAGCAGAAAGGCUGCAGCCAGUGAGAACAUCACGUUGGCUUCUUUCCAUUGCUCCAGCGAAUAGAUAAGAGGGUUAACCGCCCGCCUUGCAGAAGACGCAAGGUUCUGAUGCAAGCACACUCACGCCAAUACAUGCUAAGUUUGCUAGCAGCAUUACACAUGCUGUAUCGAGAAUGAACAUGUGUUGGCAUGACAUGGUACUUUCAUGUAUACAUGGAAGCACCGAGUAUGCCUAGGGGAAGGAUGUGGAUGAGUGUAUUGGAGGAAUCCCGCCCGUCGGAUAUCCAGGGCGUCAAUGAUUUUCCACCAGGAAAACAGAACGGUUUGGUGGCUCGAAAAACUAUGGGGAAACUCUCUCAUAUGUGAGGAAAGCAAAGAAGAAAAAUGGAGUAAAUUACUCCCUCUUUUACUUGCUUUUUCCCAGCUCUGCAUCCCUUUGAACGUGAUUAAUUAACGUUCCUAGCGUUAAUUAGGUUUCUAUUAAUAUCACUAGCUGCAGCCUGCUGUGUGCAAAGCACCGCACGGCUCGACAGGGGCC